AUGAUGAUGACGUGCCGUCUGCUGUGCGGCCUGCUGGUGCUCGCCCUGUGCUGCUGCCCGUCCGCGUGCGUGACAGCUCAAGACCCCGAUUCAUCGUCACCUUCUCCGGAGGUAAAAGGUGUGGCCAGGGCGGAAGGGGAAGCAGGUACGCCCGGUCAUUCAGUGUCAGGCGAUGGGGACAAUAAUUCGCCAGGUUCAACGGGUAAUUCCAAAUAUCCGGACGUAAAAAAAGAAUAUGAUGAUACGGAAGUGUCAAAAAAUGAUGAGGAGAUUAAGGUACAGGCACCAAAUACCACGACGACUACCACGACGACGACGACGACGACUACCACAACACAGGCACCGACCUCGACCACCACUACGACACAGGCACCAAGUACUACGACUACAGAGGCGCCAGCUGUGUCGACCACCCGCGCACCGUCACGUCUUCGCGAAAUCGACGGCAGCCUCAGCAGCUCUGCGUGGGUGUGUGCCCCGCUGGUGCUCGCCGCAUCCGCGCUGGCGUACACCACUGUGAGCUGA
Messenger RNA from Trypanosoma cruzi, 525 nucleotides. RefSeq names its product mucin TcMUCII, putative. Bases 1 to 525 code for a protein of 174 amino acids. The record is from RefSeq and is a predicted model, not a curated record. The transcript has a single exon. NCBI's taxonomy places the organism in Eukaryota, Euglenozoa, Kinetoplastea, Trypanosomatida, Trypanosomatidae.